Suillus subaureus is the source of this 2486-nucleotide messenger RNA. RefSeq lists its product as uncharacterized. Gene Ontology annotation, molecular function: ATP hydrolysis activity; protein binding. The transcript has 3 exons. The record is from RefSeq and is a predicted model, not a curated record. The coding region runs from base 251 to 2479 and encodes 742 amino acids. NCBI's taxonomy places the organism in Eukaryota, Fungi, Basidiomycota, Agaricomycetes, Boletales, Suillaceae.
GGAUUUUGGCACAGGCUCCUCUCCAUUUCCAUCGAUCGCGACCGGAUUACCAAAUGGGAGAAAGAUCUGGAUCAAGCCCUCGUGCUAUUCAGAGUAUGUUUCUUGAACUACACCUGAAUUUCUGCUGGUUGGGACCCAGGGACAUCGGUCGUGGGAUCAAUGACACCCAGUGAGUUGUCAUUUUGGCAAGUGAUGUGUGGCUUUAACUGCAAUCAGGUAUCGCCCACCUGCGCCUCCAUCGCGCCCUUCCAUGUUUUAUGGCCGUGGGGAUCUCAUUGCAGAACUGACUAACCUCAUCGUCAAUGACGAGCAUGUUGCGUUGAUUGGUCCAGGAGGCAUGGGAAAGAGUUCCCUUGCCAAAACUAUUCUUCACGAGGCAGUCAUUACCGAAAAAUUUGCUGAUAGGCGCUACUUCGUGACCUACGAUGGCAUGGAUCCUUCGGCCAUUACAUUUGAAGCUUUUACGACUCGUUUCGCGGAAGCCCUCGGUAUAGAGCUCACUGGCGCUAAUCCAGUGCGGCAAAUAUCCACGUGUCUUCGUUCCGCUAGUGCCCUUCUUGUUCUUGAUAAUGCUGAGACCUUUGAAGAGGCCAGUGGAACGUCAGCGCUCAGAGAAAUACCACAAGCUAUUGCUGAAAUCGCAUGCAUCCCCGGCGUCAUUCUGAUUCUUACAUCGCGUAGUAGAAGGAGCGCACCGAAUGUACCAUGGAUUACCAAGGAUAUUCUACCACUGGAUUCAAACUCUGCUCAAGAGGCAUUCUUUCGAAUUUACCGUCCAGCCAGUCGUGAAAAUGGGGAGGGAGGAAUAGCAAACCUGCUUCAGGACUUAGAAUAUCACCCGCUUUCCAUUAAUCUAAUCGCAAAUGCAGCGCAGCAAAACGGUUGGUCUCCGGCCAUACUGCUGGAGAGAUGGAAUGAUCAGCACAGUGCGGUACUAAAUCACGGCGAGGGAAAGCUACAAAGCUUGUCAUACACCAUGCAGCUGUCACUCAGCUCGCCGUCAAUCCAGAAACUUGGAGAGGAGGUUCGGCAUGCUUUGACUAUCAUCGCCUUCUUGCCCCAGGGUCUAAAUGAGGCUCUGUCCAAGCGCAUUUUGCCAUCUACCCUGCAAAUCGACACUAUAUGUGAUGUUUUAUGGAGACAAUCUCUCGUUUAUCGUCAGGACGGCUUCGUCAAAAUGCUCGCACCAAUUCGACAUUAUGUGCAAGAUUCGUUGCCACCACCUGACCCCACGUGUUUUCGAGAGUUACGCACCUUCUACUAUUGCACUGUCCAGCAGUGUUCGGAAGAACGAGAUGAUUAUGCUGAUAUCAUUAUCUCGGAUCACCUCAACAUUGAGCAUGUCAUUGCUUUCGACCUCGCCCACAUCCCUGAGAUGACUUGUCCCACUUGUUGGACAUUUUUGCAGUGCUUGAAUUGGCAUCUUCCUCGCCCAACUACCCUUACCCCAUCUAUUUUCAGCAUCAUCGAGAACUCGUCUGUGCAAGAGCUCAAAGCAUACUGCUUGUGGCAUCUCGGCUGGCUCUACAUGACUCUUUCUCAAUUCAGAGAAGCCAUACAGGCCUUCCAGGCUGCUGAGCCACUCUAUCUCACCGCCGGCAACCACGAAAUGGUGGCCAAAUGUGUCAUCGUUUUAGAGGUCAUUCGGCGCUCCGAGUCAUGGAAGUAUAUCAGUGAACCAACGGAAGCCAAAGUUUGGUAUUUCUUGGAUAUGGCCCGGAUGUUUACAUUCACAACAUCUGCAGACGAAUUAUUUGUGAAGUCCUCGGAAGAUUGCAUCUGGGAUUUGGAUUCCAAGAUUUGGCACUGGCGGGCCAAAUUUUACUACGGGGGAGACAUUGUCCAGGUGAACACACACUUAGAAGACCUUUUCCCGCAAUGCACAGAUACCGAUGAUCUCACAGACGCACUUGAGGGGCUUGCAGAGGUAGCAUUUUGCGAAGGUAGAUUAUCCAAAGCCAUGGACAUCCUACAGAAAAUCAUAGAGACGUUCGAGGGACAACGUUUGCACAAUGUCCUUUGGUAUACCGUGUUGAAGGCCCUUGUUGCAAGCAAGCAGGGGGAUCAUUCCCUUGCGAGAGAACUCGUUAACCCAGCCCCGGGACUACUCCAAUCCUUUGCACUGCGCACUGCAUUCGUAUUUCUCCACAGAUCUUAUGGCUCAGCAUGCAUCGAGCUCACUGCAGGCGCAUACGACAAGGCCGAGUCCCAUUUCAUUGCCACUAUUGAAGGUUGUGAUAUCCAAGGACAUCUUGAUUUCAAAGCAUACAGCAAGCGGGGACUGGGGGAGAUUGCCUUUGUGCAUGGUGAUUUCGCGUUAGCUGCACGAUGCUUCACAGAAAUACAGCCUUUGUGCACUGAGAUGGGAGUGCCUCUGCAACAUUUGUACAGUUGCGAGCCGUUCUAUGUUCUACCAGACAGAUUUAGAGGAUGGACAGCAUUUUUAGAGAGUCGGUCACCAUUUGCGAACAUUAUGUAGAUUGUAU